Staurois parvus is the source of this 457-nucleotide messenger RNA. The record is from the annotation of a GenBank genome assembly. Lineage: Eukaryota; Metazoa; Chordata; Amphibia; Anura; Ranidae.
AGACGGGUCGAGGACACUGAAUGGGAAGCCAGUGGAGGGAUUGGCAGAGACGGGUCGAGGACACUGAAUGGGAAGCCAGUGGAGGGAUUGGCAGAGAGGGAUGGAGGACACUGAAUCAGAAGCCAGUGGAGGGAUUGGCAGAGAGGGAUGGAGGACACUGAAUGGGGAGGCCAGUGGAGGGAUUGGCAGAGAGGGAUGGAGGACACUGAAUGAGAAGCCAGUGGAGGGAUGGCAGAUAUGGAACAGUUAGUGAGGUGGAUGAGUCUGGCAGUAGCAUUAGUGAUAGACUGAAGAGGGGAUAGCCUGCGAUGAGGUCGGCCAAUGAGGAGGGAGUUACAAUAGUCAAGGCGCGAGAUAAUCAGGGAGUGACUAGUACUCUGCACAUGCUGGCGGCUCAGUGACUCGGACAGGACUGAAGUACCAUAACAGCCAGGCAACUGUCAUUUUCAGGAGAAGG